AUGAUGUUGGUUCUGGGGUAUCCUCCUGCCAAUGCUAAAUUUUUUAACGAUGAUUUGGCCACACCCUGUCACUGUUUUCACCCUCCAAACACAGUUUUUAGCCUAAAAUGUUCACCGAAAUUGCAAUUCAGAUGCUCUCCCUCCCAACGUAACACUUUUAAGAGCUUUUGCAGAAGGGAAGAAGAAGUCACACCCUUUCCUCAAGGAUUCUCAGCCUUGCAAGAAGAUGAUAGUCCAUGGGAGAGUGGGAAUGUAUGGAGCAAUCUUGCACUCUAUAUAUUCACUCUGCAUAUCCCUUUCAGUUUUGGAGGCUUAUCCGUUGUGGCUUUAUUCAAUGGACAACCAGUUCUUGACCCACAAACUGAGGCCUUAUCACUUCUCACCAUUCAGAUUCUCGAGCUUAGUGGGGCUUUAGUUUUAUUGAAGUACACAGCUAAGCCACAAUAUAAGUUUUCAAAUUUCUUCAAAAAGAACAACGUAUUCAGCAACAGGAACUGGUUUUUGUCAUCAGCUCUGGGAUUUGGGUUUCUUGUUCUUCUGAUUUUCUUAACUUCAAUACUUGCUGACUUAUUAUAUGGCUCCAAGCCUGUGAACAACCCCAUACAGAAGGAAAUGCUACUAAACAGUGACAUUUCAAGAGUGUCUUGUGUGCUUGCUUAUUGCAUUUUCAUUCCCCUUUUGGAAGAAGUUGUUUAUAGGGGAUUUCUUUUGACAUCACUUUCAUCCACCAUGGACUGGCAACAAGCUGUUGGCAUAAGCUCAGUUAUAUUCAGUGCCAUUCACUUAUCCGGUGAGAACUUUCUACAAUUGUUCAUCAUUGGGUGUGUUCUUGGAUGCUCCUAUUCUUGGACUGGGAAUUUGAGUUCCUCUAUUGUUAUACAUUCCUUGUACAAUGCUUUGACCCUUGUAAUAUCUUAUUUCUAUUAA
Sphenostylis stenocarpa is the source of this 927-nucleotide messenger RNA. The record is from the annotation of a GenBank genome assembly. Lineage: Eukaryota; Viridiplantae; Streptophyta; Magnoliopsida; Fabales; Fabaceae.